Molecule: messenger RNA, 1095 nt
Organism: Zootoca vivipara (common lizard)
Lineage: Eukaryota; Metazoa; Chordata; Lepidosauria; Squamata; Lacertidae
Source: RefSeq, a predicted model, not a curated record
AUGCCCAACGAGUCCUCCUUCAACAAGCCGUCGGCCUCGUCGGAGCAUGCCGGCCAGGGGGGUAAGGGAGGCACCUUCGGGAAAUCCUCUGGCCUGACGGCCGCAGGAGCCUCCAGCAGUGCCGGCGGGGCGGCUCAGAGUCCGGCUGGUGCGGCCGCCCCGUCGGGGAAGAAGUCCCCCCGGCUGCCCAAGUGCGCGCGGUGCAGGAACCACGGCUAUUCUUCGCCCCUGAAAGGGCACAAGCGCUUCUGCAUGUGGAGAGACUGUCAGUGCAAGAAGUGCAGCCUGAUCGCCGAGAGGCAGCGGGUGAUGGCCGCCCAGGUUGCUCUGCGAAGGCAGCAAGCUCAAGAGGAGGAGCUGGGCAUCAGCCACCCCAUCCCGUUGCCCAGCGCCACGGAAAUGUACGUGAAGAAAGAGAACAACGCCAGCGGGGGGCCCUCCUGCCUCUUGCUGGAGAGCGCCAGCCCACCACUGCCCACCACGUCAGCUUCCGCCGGACGGAUGCUGAUCCAGGACCUUCCUUCCCUAGCCAGCAGAGGUCACCUGGAGAGCGCCUCCGACUUAGUGGUGGAUUCCACCUACUACAGCAGCUUCUACCAGCCCUCCCUGUAUCCUUACUACAACAACCUCUACAACUACUCCCAGUACCAGAUGGCUGUGGCCAGCGAAAGCACCCCUGGAGAUAUGGGGGGCCCACUGGUGGGGUCCCCUGUCAAAAACAGCCUGCGGAGCCUCCCAGCUACCUAUAUGUCAAGCCAGUCAGGAAACCAGUGGCAGGUGAAAAGUCCAGAAAACCGCCAUGGUGUGAGUUCCCAGUACAGAAUGCAUUCUUACUAUCCUUCCGGCUCCUACUUGGGCCAGAGCGUUGGGGCUCCUGCCUGUGUCCCCCAGAUUUUCACCUUUGAGGAGAGCCCCUCUUUCUCUGAAACGAAAGCAAAUGUAUUUUCACCACCCAGUAGUCAAGAUUCUGGCUUGGUUUCCCUUUCCAGCAGCUCUCCCAUCAGCAACGAAAGCACCAAAGCCGUGUUGGAGUGCGAGUCGACCUCCGAUUCUGGGACCUUCACUGUUCAUUCUGUCAUGGAAGACGGUGAAUGA